Molecule: messenger RNA, 1581 nt
Organism: Danaus chrysippus (African queen)
Lineage: Eukaryota; Metazoa; Arthropoda; Insecta; Lepidoptera; Nymphalidae
Source: the annotation of a GenBank genome assembly
AUGGUCCCUACUAGUUUUGUUCUAGAAGUUUCUAAAUUAAAUCUCUACGGCAGAUGUAUGAACGGGAAGAUAAACUUCAGAGAGAAGGAGAAACAAAUUCUGGAUCAAAUCCUAGGUCCGGGGAGAUACGACGCCCGCAUCAGACCUUCAGGAAUCAACGGCACUGAUGGACCGGCAAUAGUUAAUAUUAACCUGUUCGUCAGAAGUAUAACAACUAUAAGCGACAUUAAGAUGGCGGCAGGUGAGUAUUUAGUGGUGUGGUACACAGAAGGCACCGUGACUGACACGUAUGCUCCACUAGGGUUUAGUUCUCUUUUUUUUUGUAAUGAUAUAUCAACAGUAUAUUUUGCUUGGUACUUAGAUGGGCCAGCCGUAGUCAGCGUCAAUAUAUUUGUCCGAAGUAUAUCAAAAAUCGAUGACGUCACAAUGGUAAGCGAUGCGCCAACGUUAGUUCGCGUCAACCUGUACCUCAGAUCCAUCAGCAAAAUAGAUGAUUACAAAAUGGAAUACUCUGUCCAAUUGACAUUCAGAGAACAAUGGUUAGAUGAGAGAUUGAAGUUUAAUAAUUUAGGGGAUCGUCUCAAGUACUUGACGCUCACGGAAGCAAACAGGGUUUGGAUGCCUGAUCUGUUCUUCUCCAAUGAGAAGGAGGGUCAUUUCCACAACAUCAUCAUGCCCAACGUGUACAUCAGGAUCUUCCCCAACGGAAACGUGUUAUACAGCAUCCGUAUCUCUCUCACUUUAUCAUGCCCGAUGAACCUUAAACUAUAUCCGUUGGAUAAACAGACAUGUUCACUGAGAAUGGCCAGUUACGGCUGGACAACUGAUGACUUGGUGUUCCUGUGGAAGGAAGGUGACCCCGUGCAGGUUGUCAAGAACUUACACCUGCCUAGAUUUACUUUGGAGAAGUUCCUCACAGAUUACUGCAAUAGCAAGACUAAUACCGGUGAAUACAGCUGUUUGAAGGUGGACCUGCUGUUCAAGAGAGAGUUCAGUUACUACCUCAUCCAGAUCUACAUUCCCUGCUGCAUGCUGGUCAUAGUGUCCUGGGUGUCCUUCUGGUUAGACCAGGGAGCUGUUCCCGCAAGAGUGUCCCUUGGAGUGACAACCCUACUGACGAUGGCCACUCAGUCAUCUGGUAUCAACGCGUCCCUCCCCCCCGUCUCAUACACGAAGGCCAUCGAUGUAUGGACGGGGGUAUGUCUGACCUUUGUGUUCGGAGCUCUAUUGGAGUUCGCGCUGGUCAACUAUGCGUCUCGCUCUGACAUGCACAGAGAGAAUAUGAAGAAAACGAGACGGGAGAUGGAAGCGGCCGCCAGCAUGGACGCAGCGUCAGACCUCUUGGACACAGACAGUAACACGACCUUCGCUAUGAAGCCGUUGAUGCGCGGUGCCGGUGACAAGAUGCGUCAGUGUGAGAUACACAUCAAGAGCAAGCCCAAGAACUGCUGCCGCCUCUGGAUGUCCAAGUUCCCGACGCGCUCCAAGCGCAUCGAUGUGAUCUCACGCAUCACCUUCCCGUUGGUGUUCGCGCUCUUCAACCUCGCCUACUGGUGGGUAUAUCUUAAUAUCAUACACUAA